Molecule: messenger RNA, 5860 nt
Organism: Python bivittatus (Burmese python)
Lineage: Eukaryota; Metazoa; Chordata; Lepidosauria; Squamata; Pythonidae
Source: RefSeq, a predicted model, not a curated record
UCUCUCUCUAACCCUUUGAGCUUCACAGGAGGUUAAAAAGGCUGCAGGAAAGUCUUACAGGGAAGAAAUCCAGAGGAGGCCCUCGACACACAAACUGGAAGCCAUUUGUAGGUCCUCGUGUACAGACAAAAUUCUUUCUUGGGCAAAGAGGGCUGAAUGUCCGGCUGUGGUCAUUCCUGUGGCUACAGGAAGAGUCCUAUGAAUGAAAAGGCAUUUGGAGAGCCACAAGAUUCCUUGCACCCCUUUGGAGUUGCCUUACAGGACAGAGAAAAAAUGGAGACACAAUCCUUAGCAAGUGAGGGAACUGGAGAAGGCCCUUCUGCUGUUCAGCCUGGGAGCUGUGGGGAGAUCUGGGCAAGAAUUGGGCAGAAGAUCUUGGAAAAGGAAACCAUCCGUUCAGAAGUUCAGCCCCAGAACUUCAAGAGCAUCCAAUACCAGGAGGCUGAGGGUCCCCGAGGACUUUGCAGCCGUCUCCACUACUUUUGUAGUCAAUGGUUGAGACCAGAAAAGCAUACAAAAGCACAGAUGCUGGACCUGGUUGUUCUGGAACAGUUCCUGGUCCUUCUGCCCUUGCAGAUGCAGAGCUGGGUGCGGGAGUGCGGAGCAGAGACCAGCUUCCAGGCGGUAGCCCUGGUGGAAGGCUUCCUCCUGAGCCAGGCGGAGGAGCAGAAGGAGCAUGUCGAGGUGCAGUCAUUCACUGUGGACAUCAGAGAUCCUGAGGGAAGAAGGAAUCCAUCCAGUCCCUGUCAGGAGCUGUCUUUCAGGAGGAUCUGUCAGGAAGAUCAAAGUCAGGACACCUCAGGUGGGAAGACUGGAACGAAGUUGUCCGCUCUUUCUGGUGGAGCUGAAACAGUGGCUGAACCUCCAGCUCAAGAGGGUUUUGUGUCCUUCGAGGAGGUGGCUGUGUAUUUCUCCGAGGAGGAGUGGUCUCAACUGCAUCCUCGCCAAAAAGCGCUGCAUUGGGAAGUCAUGCUGGAAAAUUAUCUCAACGUGGUCUCUCUGGGUGAUCAUGGCUAUGAGAAUAAAGAUUCCAGUGAAAAAUUCCAAAUCAUCAGGCGUGGAGGCGGAAAGGACAAGGAACUAGAGUUGCAACUAGGAAGACAUGAGAUUAACCAGUCAAAUAGUUGGAAUCAGGAAAGCUCAUCUUCCAUGGAUGCUGAGACGCAAGGCUUUCUUGCCCAACAAGGAAAUAUAAAGAAAACGUAUAAGGGAAAAAGUGUAAGACUAUUAAAAGACAAAUUAGUUGUAAAUGAACACUCUCCAACCGAAACCAAAGGAGAAGGUUAUAUAUCCAGAGACGAUGGAAAAAAUCACGAUUGGACUUUCACUGUUUCCUGUGAAAAUGGGUCUCUUACAUCUCAUAAAACGAUCCACACAGGGGAGAAACCAUAUAAGUGCAUGGAGUGUGGAAAGACUUUUACUCAAAACAGUAAACUUACUUCCCAUAAACGAAUCCACACAGGGGAGAAGCUAUCUAAAUGCAUGGAGUGUGGAAAGAGCUUCUGUGAAAAUACAUCUCUUAUGAGACAUAAAAGGAUCCACACAGGGGAGAAACCACAUGAAUGCAUGGAAUGUGGAAAGACUUUCAGAAUAAUCAGUCAACUUAUUGUCCAUAAAAGGAUUCACACAAGGGAGAAGCCUUAUAAAUGCAUGGAGUGUGGAAAGAGAUUCAGUCAUAGUAAUUCACUUACUUACCAUAAAAGGAUUCACACAGGGGAGAAACCAUAUAAGUGCUUCGAGUGUGGAAAGAGCUUUCGUACUAGGAGUGAACUUACUUCCCAUAAAAGGAUCCACACAGGGGAGAAACCAUAUAAAUGCAUGGAGUGUGGAAAGACUUUUCGUCAAAACAGUAAUCUUACUUCCCAUCAUAAAAGAAUCCACACAGGGGAGAAGCCAUAUCAGUGCAUGGAGUGUGGAAAGAGGUUCUGUGAAAAUACAUCCCUUAUGAGACAUAAAAGGAUCCACACAGGAGAGAAACCACAUGAAUGCAUGGAGUGUGGAAAGACUUUCAGGAUAAGCAGUCAACUUAUUGCCCAUAAAAGGAUUCACACAAGAGAGAAGCCUUAUAAAUGCAUGGAGUGUGGAAAGAGAUUCAGUCAUAAUAAUUCACUUACUUCCCAUAAAAGGAUUCACACAGGGGAGAAACCAUAUAAAUGUAUGGAGUGCGGAAAGAGCUUCUGUGAAAAUACAUCCCUUAUAAGUCAUAAAAGGAUCCACACAGGGGAGAAGCCAUAUAAGUGCAUCGACUGUGGAAAGAGCUUUCGUACUAGGAGUGAUCUUAUUUCCCAUAAAAGGAUCCACACAGGGGAGAAACCAUAUAAAUGCAUGGAGUGUGGAAAGACUUUUCGUCAAAACUGUAAUCUUACUUCCCAUCAUAAAAGAAUCCACACAGGGGAGAAGCCAUAUCAGUGCAUGGAGUGUGGAAAGAGCUUUACUACUAGCAGUGAUCUUACUUCCCAUAAAAGGAUCCAUACAGGGGAGAAACCAUAUAAAUGCAUGGAGUGUGGAAAGAGCUUUACUACUAGCAGUCAUCUUACUUCCCAUAAAAGGAUCCACACAGGGGAGAAACCAUAUAAAUGCAUGGAGUGUGGAAAGAGCUUUACUACUAGCAGUCAUCUUACUUCCCAUAAAAGGAUCCACACAGGGGAGAAACCAUAUAAAUGCAUGGAGUGUGGAAAGAGCUUUACUACUAGCAGUCAUCUUACUUCCCAUAAAAGGAUCCACACAGGGGAGAAACCAUAUAAAUGCAUGGAGUGUGGAAAAAGAUUUACUACUAGCAGUCAUCUUACUUCUCAUAGGAGGAUCCACACAAGGGACAAACCAUAUGAAUGCAUCGAGUGUGGAAAGAGCUUCAGGACAAGCAGCCAACUUAUUGCCCAUAAAAGGAUCCACACAGGGGAGAAGCCAUUUAAAUGCAUGGAGUGUGGAAAGAGCUUCAGUCAUAGUAAUUCCCUUACUUCCCAUAAAAGGAUCCACACAGGGGAGAAGCCAUUUAAAUGCAUGGAGUGUGGAAAGAGCUUCAGUCAUAGUAAUUCCCUUACUUCCCAUAAAAGGAUCCACACAGGGGAGAAGCCAUUUAAAUGCAUGGAGUGUGGAAAGAGCUUCAGUCAUAGUAAUUCCCUUACUUCCCAUAAAAGGAUCCACACAGGGGAGAAACCAUAUAAAUGCAUGGACUGUGGAAAGACUUUUACUCAAAACGGUAAACUUACUUCCCAUAAAAGGAUUCACACAGGGGAGAAGCCAUAUAAAUGCAUGGAGUGCGGAAAGAGCUUCAGUCAUAGCUAUUCCCUUACUUCCCAUAAAAGGAUCCACACAGGGGAGAAACCAUAUAAAUGCAUGGAGUGUGGAAAGAGCUUCAUUCAUAGUUAUUCCCUUACCUCCCAUAACAGGAUCCACACAGAGGAGAAACCAUAUAAAUGCAUGGAGUGUGGAAAGAGCUUCAGUCAUAGUAAUUCCCUUACUUCCCAUAACAGGAUCCACACAGGGGAGAAACCAUAUAAAUGCAUGGAGUGUGGAAAGAGCUUCAGUCAUAGUAAUUCCCUUACUUCCCAUAACAGGAUCCACACAGGGGAGAAACCAUAUAAAUGCAUGGAGUGUGGAAAGAGCUUCAGUCAUAGUAAUUCCCUUACUUCCCAUAACAGGAUCCACACAGGGGAGAAACCAUAUAAAUGCAUGGAGUGUGGAAAGACUUUUACUCAAAACAGUAAUCUUACUUCCCAUAAAAGAACCCACACAGGGGAGAAGCCAUAUAAAUGCUUGGAGUGUGGAAAGAGCUUCUGUGAAAAUACAUCCCUUAUGACACAUAACAGGAUCCAUACAGGGGAGAAACCAUAUGGCUGCAUGGAGUGUGGAAAGAGCUUCAGAAGAAGCAGUCAUCUUAUUCUCCAUAAAAGGAUCCACACAGGGGAGAAGCCAUAUAAGUGCAUGAAGUGUGGAAAGAGGUUCAGUCAUAGUAAUUCCCUUAUUUACCAUAAAAGGAUUCACAUAGGAGAGAAACCAUAUAAAUGCAUGGAGUGUGGAAAGACCUUCAGCCAACUCAGUAAUCUUACUUCCCAUAAAAGGAUCCAUACAGGGGAGAAGCCAUAUAACUGCACGGAGUGUGGAAAGAGCUUUGCUCACAAGGAAAAUCUGAAUACCCAUAAAAGAAUCCACACAGGGGAGAAGCCAUAUAAAUGCAUGGAGUGUGGAAAGAGCUUCUGCGAAAGUACAUCCCUUAGAAGGCAUAACAGGAUCCACACAGGGGAAAAACCACAUGAAUGCAUGGAGUGUGGAAAGAGCUUCAGAAGAAGCAGUCAUCUUAUUGUCCAUAAAAGGAUCCACACAGGGGAGAAGCCAUAUAAGUGCAUGGAGUGUGGAAAGACUUUUACUCAAAACAGUAAUCUUUCUUACCAUAAAAGUAUCCACACAGGGGAGAAGCCAUAUAAAUGCAUGGAGUGUGGAAAGAGCUUCAGAAGAAGCAGUCAUCUUAUUGUCCAUAAAAGGAUCCACACAGGGGAGAAGCCAUAUAAGUGCAUGGAGUGUGGAAAGACUUUUACUCAAAACAGUAAUCUUUCUUACCAUAAAAGUAUCCACACAGGGGAGAAGCCAUAUAAAUGCAUGGAGUGUGGAAAGAGCUUUCGUACUAGGAGUGAACUUACUUCCCAUAACAGGAUCCACACAGGGGAGAAGCCAUAUAAAUGCAUGGAGUGUGGAAAGACUUUUACUCAAAACAUGGAGUGUGGAAAGAGCUUUCGUACUAGGAGUGAACUUACUUCCCAUAACAGGAUCCACACAGGGGAGAAGCCAUACAAGUGCAUGGAAUGUGGAAAGAGCUUUGCUCAGAAGGAAAAUCUGAAUUCCCAUAAAAGCAUCCACACAGGGGAAAAGCCAUAUAAAUGCAUGGAGUGUGGAAAGAGCUUUCGUACUAGGAGUGAACUUACUUCCCAUAACAGGAUCCACACAGGGGAGAAACCAUAUAAAUGCAUGGAGUGUAGAAAAUGCUUUACUACUAGCAGUACUCUUACUUCCCAUAACAGGAUCCACACGGGGGACAAGCCAUAUAAGUGCCUGGAGUGUGGAAAGAGCUUUCGUACUAGGGGUGAACUUACUUCCCAUAACAGGAUCCACACAGGGGAGAAACCAUAUAAGUGCCUGGAGUGUGGAAAGAGCUUUCGUACUAGGGGUGAACUUACUUCCCAUAACAGGAUCCACACAGGGGAGAAACCAUAUAAAUGCAUGGAGUGUGGAAAGAGCUUUCGUACUAGGAGUGAACUUACUUCCCAUAAAAGGAUCCAUUCAGGGGAGAAACUAUAUAAAUGCAUGGACUGUGGAAAGAGCUUCAGUCAUAGUUAUUCCCUUACUUACCAUAAUAGGAUCCAUACAGGGGAGAAACCAUAUAAAUGCAUGGAGUGUGGAAAGAGCUUUCGUACUAGGAGUGAACUUACUUCCCAUAAAAGGAUCCAUUCAGGGGAGAAACUAUAUAAAUGCAUGGACUGUGGAAAGAGCUUCAGUCAUAGUUAUUCCCUUACUUACCAUAAUAGGAUCCAUACAGGGGAGAAACCAUAUAAAUGCAUGGAGUGUGGAAAGAGCUUUCGUACUAGGAGUGAACUUACUUCCCAUAACAGGAUCCACACAGGGGAGAAUCCAUAAAUGUGUUGAGCAUGGAAAGACCUUCAGGAGGAGGAGUGACCUACUUUCCCAUACACAGAUCUGUUUGGGUGAGAAUCCAUGUAAAUUCUAGAUUCAGUUGGUUAAAUCUAUACAUUUUCUAUUUGUGUACACUGACCUGGCAAAGAAGAUUUCUUUGAGUAGGACCCUCACAACUGGCAGCCCAAGGGAAAUUAAUUUACCAAUGAAAAUAAAAAGGCUGUUUUAAUUAUGA